UGAGGGGGAGCACAGGGCAGAUCUAGCUGAUGUAGGUUUCAUCUUUCGGCCUUAGUCGUGUGAGAAGACACAGCGAGUGACUGUGCUACGGAGCAAGCUACUAUUGUUGUGGCGAGGACACCGCACAACACACAGCACGUGGAAGUAUUUUCUAAGUUUUGUGAGUUUGCUUCAUCUCGUCAGUAAUAUAGUUUACAUGGUAUGCAAUAAAAACCUGGCUGUAACGGCAAGGUAUUUAGUCCCUCGUGUGUGACCAUCCGUAUCGGCGAAUAGAUUGAUACAAAGUUAAUUCAUUGAUAUAAUAUCUUGCACAACAAAUCUCAACACCAGCCGGAGCGUUUUAAAGGUGUUGAAUGAGAGGUACCCAUGAUAUAGAAUAGUCGACACGGAUCACCGGUGCCCUGCUGUCUAUAAUGGCGUCUUUGACUUGUUGGAUCGUCUGCCUGUUGUGUUUGGUACAAGUGGGAUUUAUCUAUUGUCAAGGGAUCUACACCCUUCAACACGCUGAUGUUUGUCAGAAUAGUGGUAAGCAACUUCAGUGUACCGGAAACGAAGUACUUCGGAUCCAAGAUGUCCUUUGCCUGCCAUCAAACUAUACAUGCCCAGAACGCGACAAAAUUGUUUGGCUUUGCGAAGGGCAAAGGUCGUGUGCAAGCAUUGGAUUGAAACAGCAGCUCUUGGCGUAUUGCCAAAACGCUCCCGAAAGGACGGUGAUAAUUAGUUACAAAUGCAUUCGAAAACAACCACUUCCACCGUGUCGAACCAACAUUUGUAGUCCAGAGAGUGAAGGACUUCAUUGUGGUCAGGAUAAUCAACUUCACAUUGUGCGAGCCCGCUGUAAUCAUGGCCAUGAUGAAUGUCCAUGGAACGUGUACCAGACACUAUAUACGCUAUGUGAGGGCCGGAAGUCAUGUUAUGCUUCCGGUCUGAGUCGCUUGAUGCCGGGCAAUACCUGUACUGACAACUUUGUGCAGACAGCUAACGUGUUUGUGGACUAUAUCUGUGUAGAAGAGGAUAUUACGGACGACGUAUGUACCGGAAACGUACGAUCAAUGCCGAAAACAUUCGGAAUAAUCAAAAGUCCAGGUUUUCCAAACAAUCCCGAGGGCAAUCCGAACAGCUGUUACUGGGCAAUAUAUCCUAAGCCUAGUAGGGUAGUGGAUAUCAUUAUACAUCUCGCCUUUUCUCGCGAGUAUACGGAAACGUGCAAUGCACAGUUUUUGCAAGUGACGUAUAGGGCUUGUGGUACAUACCGGAAAAUCACAGACACGUUCUGUAAAGCACAGGAAGUCAACAUCGAACGGAAGUCUUGUGGAACAGUCUACAUUCGUAGUUCGUCCUAUUUAUCAGGCGAAGACAGGGGAAACAGGUUUCUAGUAUCAUACCAGGUGAGGGAAAAAUAUGUUACCGACCCGUCUUUUACCAGUUAUAUGAAGCAAUGUCAUUCUGGAUUUGAACUGGCAAACGUCACUUCUGCUGUACCUUAUACAUCUGUGUCAGAAAAGUCGCCGCCCGGAAAACGCUCCAGACAGCUUGAUUUUGUCGGGGAACACUACGCCGCUUUAUAUAGAAACUCGGAGAGCCAACAGGCCUUAGCUGGACCACACAAUGACACUGCUGGUCAACAAAAUUUCAACGGUACUGGAAGUAAAAGUACAUUCCGUCCAUGGCGAUUUCUUACCAUUGUUAAGGUGGUCGUCAUCAAUGUCUUCCUAUUUAUCAUCGCUGUUUCCCUUGUAAUUGCAAUCGUCUACGUUUGCUACAGGUACAAGCAAGUUGACAAGGCCGGACGAUAUAACUUGGCUCCGCAGUCAGACACUGACUCCGGACGUCGGACCACAACGGACACACCUUUGCAGACCUUUUCUGAGGAUCUGGGUAUGACACCUCCGCGGGGAAGUUCAAUGCAUUCUUUUACAGCACGUGAUCAUUCCCAGGUGUACGCUUCACUUACUGAAGACCCUUACGCGACUGUCGGAGAUGAUCCUGACUAUCCCACGAGUAGCUAUAGUAACGCAAAUCACCAUACACGAGAUAACCAUAUGUCUAGUUUCCGGCCAAAACAUUCAAACCCUUAUGCUUCAUAUGAUAGCUUGGAUUAUGAUAUUCCUGCAGAAAUUCACGAAACAAACUCUCCAAAUCACGUUCAUAGUCCGUAUAUGAACGGAAUUGCUACUCAUAGUUCUCAUAAUAGCCCCGCGCAUCUACAACAAAGUCCUUAUCAUAUACCUGAUCAAGUGACUCAAACGUACCAGAACGCAAAUGAAGACUUCCCACCGCCACCUGAGAACCUGCAGCAGUUUGACUUAACGGCUCAUGGGGUACCGGUGCAACAUUACACAAUCAAUGAUGACGAUUACGCAAUUGUACAAAAACCUAGAAAGAAGACAAUAAAUAAUCCCGCCAAUGCUCGGGCAUCCCCUAGUAACAACUCGCAACAAUGUGCCUCUCCAAGCAACUUCGCGCGUUCAAACGCUGACGUUGCUUAUCACCUUCCAAAGCAUGACUGUAUGCUCACUUGUAACGUACCGCAAUUUGUUCCUCCUCCUCCAAGACAAAAUGGAACCACGUCCAAUUUUGAUAGAACAAAAAAUGACCCUAAUACCUGGAAGGACGGUUUCUGUUAGUGACGUCAUUUGUUGAGGUCAUUAUCAAGACGUGCAAUAUGUAUAUAUGUGUUUGGAUGUGUGUGCCAAUGUUUUUGUCUCUAUCGUUAUGAAAGAUUAUGUUAAGAAAGAAAAUGUUUCUUUACUUUAUUUCUAUAGUGUCAGGAUAAGUAAGAACAUCUUAAGAUGUGCUUGAUAGUUUUGAUAUACUGGACCAUCCUUUUGGUGGAAUAUUCUUUAAUUACAAUGACCUAUCUGCUAGACUGGCGUGUGUCAUUACCUUUACAUCAAUCCUCGAAUUAGGUUAAGCAAAUGAAAUGCAUAUGCAAUAACAUGAUGAUCUGGUAGAGAUAGUAAAUAACCAGAAAGGUAGCAACUAAUAUACAGGAAAACAAUAUAUCCAAGUAAUAUACACAAGAUUUAUUUGAUGUUGUAUCGUUAGUAUGCAUUAUUUCAUUCAGUUUUCAGAAAACAUUAUACAACAUAGACUUGAUCUGUGCAAUGUGUUGUUUUUUUUUACUAUAAACACUGUCAAUAUACACAUUUUUGUAGUAACAAAUGCUUGAAGCAAAUAAGUAUUAUCACGUGUCA
Ylistrum balloti is the source of this 3197-nucleotide messenger RNA. RefSeq lists its product as uncharacterized. The record is from RefSeq and is a predicted model, not a curated record. The transcript has 9 exons. NCBI's taxonomy places the organism in Eukaryota, Metazoa, Mollusca, Bivalvia, Pectinida, Pectinidae. Bases 414 to 2627 code for a protein of 737 amino acids.